Molecule: messenger RNA, 3635 nt
Organism: Physcomitrium patens
Lineage: Eukaryota; Viridiplantae; Streptophyta; Bryopsida; Funariales; Funariaceae
Source: RefSeq, a predicted model, not a curated record
CAGUAGUGGCUUUUGAUGCAGCUGUGUAGAAGAUUGUCUCAUCCUUGAAAAGCUUGGAAAUAACACCCGAGAAAAUAUGCUCUGGGGGAAACAUUAGCAGUUGGGGCCAGCCUUGGGAAACAAUUUCAGUUGAUAGAAUAGGGGUAUUUUUAGAUGGAAGGAGAGCGAAUCCGUGUAUUAGGGCUUUAGGUCUACUGAGCCCUACGAUGGUGGAAUGGGUAUGUGGAGGUCUACCGAGCACGUCUAGUAAGUAGUAGCGAAGAAGAGGAACCAGUCCGGUGUAGAUGUGGUUGUAAAAGUAUUGCAGCUCUGCGACGGGUGGCGGCGACUCGCAGCGAUCAUCAGUGAUUGCACCGUGUUCACGUGAAGCUGGUUGAGUGUUGAGUGUAUGGAAUAGAAGCUGGUUAGGCGCUCAGCUGCUCUUCUAGUAUAGUUGAUCGGAUGAACUCUGGCUGUUGAGGAGCUUCGGGAAAAUUGAUUGGUUUUUUGAGGCUCGCCGUAGAGCAAUAUCGGAGCAGAGGUCUAUAUUCAUCUCUUAAAUGGCAGGUUUUUGGUAUCAGCAGCUCAGUGGAAAAUCGAUCAAGACUAUUGCGCUCUUAGUUCGUUUGAAUUAGUUUGCUACCCACAUUGAAAGUGCGGUUUGACCGGCUUGACCUGCUUCUCUAGUGCCCUUCUCGUGGUCUUCCAGUCCCUUCGACUUCCGUCUUGAUUAGGAUCACCUCGGCUGUUGCAGUAGACUCGGUGUAAGUGUGAGUAAGAAGAAUGAGGGUGGGAAAUGUUUAAAGUCUCGUUGUUGCAAAGUUUAGGAUGGUGGUGAGAAGAUUAGCCGGAGAUACUGGCGAUCCUUGGCAGGAGCCUGGUCGCCGUCCGUGCACGGCUAGUGAACUAGACAUGCCGAGGAGAAGUUGCGACAUUCCAAGUCUUCAUCUCAAUGUCGAUGAACCAAGGUUGCGCAAACCGUUAGUGACCUUGAAGCCAAUCUCUGGGCUUUCAGUUAAGGAUCAAACACAGAAGAGCCAGAAAGUUACUGGAUCCUCGCUAGAGCUUCGUCUUACUCAGAAGUACAUGCAUCAGGCACUGCCGUCGGAAGGAAUUGACAACGUGGCGUCCCGCAAGCCAGUCAAUGGCAAAAAGCUUAUAAAACUUGCUCGGCGUGUGGAACUUGAAAAUGAGGUGGUUGAGUUGCAUCAUCAACUCGAGCAAGAAGUUGAGCUUCACAAUACUUUGAAGAAUGCGCUUUCAGACUCAUCCAGUGCGCAGUUGCCUGACUCAGUUUUGCACGACCUUCCUAAUAACGUCCAGAGGUUGUUGACAGACAUCGCAAUGCUGGAGGCGACUGUGUUAGAUUUGGAAUCUCAAGCAUCCGCCUUACAAUGGGAUCUUGGCCGCGAGCGGACCGAGCGCAAAGGCAUUGAGUACACCCUCAACGCACCUCUGAAUGCGUCGUUGAAACCCCGAUAUGAGGACUCUUCUGCUGCCUCCCUUCCAUCUAGAUCCGCACCGGCACCGUCUGCAAAAUCUCCAGUACGAUCGGCGAAAUCACCUCUACGGGUUGCGAAAUCGCCAACUCUUGCUACAUUGAAGGAGCUUCUACAUGAACCAACUCCAGAACGCGAACAGUCAUUGGCUCCCCCAUCCAAAUCUCCUCGAAAAAGCUUACGGUCCUUGUGGAGCGCCCUGGAAGAUCGCCCCCCAACGUCUUUCCUCCCCAAUUCGAAGAAUGUACCCACCUUGCAGAGAAGUCUCCAGCAGUCAGCCGUGGAGACGACGACGACGACGACGUAUUUCCCGUCAACUGCAGCAGUUGCGCCUCGUACUUCACAUAUAUCUCCACCUUUAUCUCCUAGCACUCCCGCGGAUCAACCGCGUAACAUCACGCCCAUCACUCCAGCACGUGAGCAGGAUGGAGUGCCACGGAAAUCCAUGAAUCCCGCUAGGUUGCUUGUUUCCACCAAGCGUCUCGCCUUCUUGAACUCCUCUAACACCUCUGAUGCGGAGUCACUCAACAAUCGGUCAGCAAAUCCUACUCCCGAAUUCGAGCAACCCACCGACUCCUCACCUCACGAUUACUCCCCUAUCCUUGAUGAAGACUUCACCGAUCAUGUGAAGAUGCCUAAGCUUCGACGAAGUCGAGGAAUGAAACGACAGGACCAAUCCCUUCUUUCUCCUCUCGAUGAUGCAAGGUGGGCCUCGAAUUUCUCAGAAAGCGAGGUCGUGUUGGCGAGCCCCAGGAAGUCUAUCAAGGAUUCUCCUCGCCCAACCGCAGCGGCGGAAGUGGAUGGCUUGUUCUCGGAGCUACUGUCGGAUCCCAAUCGCCUGUCGGAGGAGAUGGUGCGCUGCAUGGUGGAUAUCUACUGUCACUUGGCAGAGCCAAGCGGCGAAUCGAAUUUCUUCCCCGAGUGCCCUCUCUCACCAUGCUCUCACACCGGGCGCCUCUCAACUUCGUCAUCCUAUUCCUCCCAAUCCGAUUCGUCCCUCCCUUCCGGAGCUUACAGCCCCGAGAUGGACCCCGUGCAGUAUGGAGACGUGAUGGGAUCCGUAUCGACGUUGGACCCUUACAAGGCCAUGGGGAAGCUACCGUGGGCUAACAUUGGGCCUUACACGGAUGCUUUCGAGGUACCAUGGCUGUCUGUGGGGAAGGACCAGCUUGAAUACGUCGCGCACAGCCUUGGAAAAUUUAGGUUGUUGGUGGAACGAUUGACAAACGUUGAUCCUUCGACCAUGAAGCACGAACAAAAGUUGGCGUUCUGGAUCAAUCUUUACAACGCUCUCCUUAUGCACGCCUUUCUUGCCUACGGAAUUCCGAGAAGCGACCUCAAGUUCUUCACUCUCAUGCAAAAGGCAGCUUACUGCGUCGGAGGUCACUGGUUUAAUGCCGCCGCCAUCGAGUGCAAUCUCCUCAAAGCCAAAAUCAUGUUGCAUCGACCUCAAUUUGCACUGAUCGUGGCGCUUCACAAUAAGAAGCUGACUGAGGAGCAGAGGCAGUUUGGGAUCGAUCGCGCAGAGCCGAAGGUGAACUUCGCCCUCUCGUGCGGUGGACACUCUUCCCCCAUGGUGCGCAUCUACACUCCCGAGCACAUCCACGAUGAGCUUGAUUGCGCCUUUCAGGACUAUGUGCGCGCCACCGUGGGCAUAACAGCCAAGGGUGGCGUCUUACUCCCCAAGCUCGUCUACAAUUAUGCUCGAGAGUUUGUCCAAGAUGACAUGGUGCUCGAGUGGGCGUGCCGGUUUCUUCCAAUUGCACAAGUGACAGUCAUCUACGAGUGCAUCCAGCAACGCUCUCGCCGCCUGCUGCUCAAUCCUGCCACUUUCUCUGUCGUCCCUUACAGCUUUGCCUUCCGAUAUCUGUUUCAGAAAGCGAUCAGCGGCGCAGCAAGCAACGCUGGUGACUUUGACUUCGCACCCAAAGAUAACAGCCGGCAUCGCUUCUGCACUUAGGCUUCGAAAAGUAAAGCAAGUCGUGGAAAGGUUUUGUGAUCAUAGAUUUACGAAGUUGUGGAUAUAAAAUUUCAUAGAAGAAAGGUGGAUGAGAUCGUCGAUAAGGUGGUGCUCAAUUUUUGUUUACAGCAUCUGAGUUUGUACAGACGAUGACAUUGUCUAUAAGUGCUGAAAAUUCCAAGCAUCAUUACACAGUC